AUGACGAAGAAGCGGCGAAAUCGGGGUCGCGCCAAGCACGGCCGUGGCCAUGUGAACCGUGUGCGCUGCGAGUCUAGCGGCGCAAUGGUGCCAAAGGACAAGGCCAUCAAGCGCUACAUUGUGCGCAACAUUGUGGAUGCGUCAGCCCUCCGUGAUAUGCAGGAGGCUUGCGUUAUCGACAACUACGCUCUGCCAAAGAUUUACCGCAAGGUCUAUUACAGCAUUAGUGCGGCUAUUCACAGCCGCGUAGUGCGCGUACGUAGUGCCAAGGACCGCCGGAACCGCGAGCCGCCUCGCCGGUUCCCCAACAGGGAGCAGAAGAAGGAUUAAGCGGCUUGGAACAAUUGCUGGAGCAUCAGCAGAGCAGGAAGCAGCAGCAUCGAAGAGGACCUGCCGGAGUGCUGCUGGUCGGCUCCCUGUGCCAGCGUCUUAACGUGGUCGCGGCCAUUUUUGCGGCCCCGAACGGAUGCGCUUGAGCUCCUGCUGCUCGUAGCAGCUGUCUGGGCUGUGUAAGUCUCACGCUUCAAUCUUUGUGCUCUCAGUAUCUCCCAUCCGGCAUACACAAGACACCAAUACCAAGCAGCACGCAGCUCCGAGAUUGCACCAGCGGAUGCGUCUUGUGGGUGUUUUUAAUUGCUUGGUUAGGCAAGGUUCAAGAGGCAUCGGCUUGGAAAGGUUAGAAAAUGCUAAGGGAAAUCUUUUCCACGGAGUUCUUGAGGGAUGCAUUUACGCUGGGCAUAGAGGUGUAUCACAUCAGGGGUCACCACAUUUUUAGGUUCAAUGGGACUUCCAAAUCAACAAGAGAUCUGGGGGGAUCACGAAGGCAACUAAAAAACGUAGUCUACCAUUUAGGACCAGAAACAAUGCAAGUCAAGGUAAGGGCUGUCGCAGAGAUGCCACAAAACUUGUGACCAAACUCGCAGUACCGAAUGUGUG
Molecule: messenger RNA, 936 nt
Organism: Volvox carteri f. nagariensis
Lineage: Eukaryota; Viridiplantae; Chlorophyta; Chlorophyceae; Chlamydomonadales; Volvocaceae
Gene: rps26
Product: component of cytosolic 80S ribosome and 40S small subunit
Exons: 2
Coding region: 1-330 (109 amino acids)
Biological process (GO): translation
Cellular component (GO): ribosome; cytosolic small ribosomal subunit
Molecular function (GO): mRNA binding; structural constituent of ribosome
Source: RefSeq, a predicted model, not a curated record